Molecule: messenger RNA, 2413 nt
Organism: Myotis brandtii (Brandt's bat)
Lineage: Eukaryota; Metazoa; Chordata; Mammalia; Chiroptera; Vespertilionidae
Product: laminin subunit alpha-5
Exons: 15
Source: RefSeq, a predicted model, not a curated record
CGCCCCUGCCUGCUGGGCCCGCCCCAUGCUGACCCACCCGCCCCACAGGGCCAGUUCCUGUGCCUGGCCGUGCUGGAAGGCCGCCUCGUGCUGCUCUAUGACUUUGGUGAGGGCCUGCAGGAGGCCAAACCAAUACAGCCCCCUCCGCCCCUGACCGUGGCCAGCAAGGCGAUCCAGGUGUUCCUGUUGGGGGACAGCCGCAAGCGCGUGCUGGUGCGCGUGGAGAGGGCCACUGUGUUCAGUAUGGAGCAGGAGAAUGUACUGGAGCUGGCCAACGCCUACUACUUGGGGGGUGCGCCUCCGGACCAGCUGCCCCCGAGCCUGCGCCAGCUCUUCCCAUCCGGAGGCUCCGUGCGUGGCUGCAUCAAGGGCAUCAAAGCUCUGGGCAAGUAUGUGGAUCUCAAGCGGCUGAACACCACGGGCAUCAGUGCCGGCUGCACCGCGGACUUGCUGGUGGGACGGGCCAUGACGUUCCAUGGCCAUGGCUUCCUGCCCCUGGAGCUCCCAGAUGUGGCCCCCCUCACCAGCAGCGUCUACUCCGGCUUCGGCUUCCGCAGCACCCAGGACAGCGGUCUGCUGUACCACAGAGCGUCCCCGGUUGGGCCAUGUGAGGUGUCCCUGCAGCAGGGCCACGUGACACUCCGGUUUGUGACGACCGAGGUGAAGACGCCAGGGGGCUUUGCUGAUGGUUCCCCCCAUUACGUCGCUUUCUAUAGCAACACCACAGGGGUCUGGCUCUACGUGGACGACCAGCUUCAGCAGAUGAAGCCCCACCAGGGGCCGCCCCCCAGACCCCAGCCACAGCCACAGCCUGAGGGGCCCCAUCGGCUCCUCCUGGGAGGCUUGGGGGCGUCCAACACCAUCCGUAACUUCAGCGGCUGCAUCACCAACGUGUUUGUGCAACGGCUCAUGGGGCCCCAGCGUGUGCUCGACCUGCAGCAGAACGUGGGCGGUAUCAACGUGAGCUCAGGGUGUGCCCCAGCAGCCCCUGGCACCCAGACACCAGUGCAGGCACCUCGAGGACUACAGGCCACAGUGGCUCAGAAGGUCUCCCGGCACACCCGGCAGCCCACCCAGGACUCCGCCUGCACGCCUCCUCGGCCCCUUGGGACCAUCCACGGCACCUACCAGUUUGGAGGUCCCCUGUCCAGUUAUCUGGAGUUCACAGCCGUCCUGGCACCCUUUGAGAACUGGGCCCACUUCUCCAUGGUGGUCCGCCCUCGCACCCGAAGAGGACUCCUGCUCCUCGCCGUGCCCCUGGCGGCGGGCAGCCCCUCCCUGGCGCUCUUCCUGAGCCACAGAUACUUUGUGGCUCAGACACAAGGCCCAGGGCCCGAGCUCCGCGUCCUGAGUCACCAGCGUUCAAAAGCUGACCAGUGGCACAAGGUGUCUGUGCGAUGGGAGAGGACUCGGAUCCAGCUGCAGGUGGACGGAGUCUGGACUCAGAGCCAGGAGCAGCCUGGCCAGGAGCCUGGCCAGCAGUAUCAGGGGGCAGAAGGCCCCCAGCCCUACACGCUCUUUGUGGGGGGUCUUCCUGUCCACGGCCCCAAGCUCCCAAUGUUUAUCAGCAGCUCCUGGUUCAGCGGUUGUGUGAGGAGACUGAUGGUGGACGGGCAGCCCCUGAGUACCCCCAGCCGAAUGGUGGGGGUCACACCCUGCUUGUCAGAACCCCUGGAGAUGGGUCUGUUCUUUGCCGGCAGUAGGGGAGCCAUCACUCUAGACACCCUGGGGACCACCCUUCCUGACGUGAGCCUGAGGCUGGAGGUGCGGCCCCAGACAGCCACAGGCCUCAUCUUCCACCUGGGCCAGUUCCAGGUGCCCCCCUACCUAGAGCUGCAGGUGCUGGAGAAGCAGGUCCUGCUGUGGGCAGACGAUGGUGCUGGCGAGUUCUCCGCAUCAGUGACACUCUCCAAGGAGCUGUGUGACGGGCAGUGGCACCAACUGGCAGUGACCAAAAGCAGGACCGCCCUCCGGCUGGAGGUGGACUCCCAGAGCAACCAGACCCUGGGUCCCAUGCUGCGGGCCUCAGACAGCACCCCAGUGCCUCUGCACUUGGGGGGCCUGCCCGGACCCUCGGACACACAGGCUGGGCACCCCACCCCCACACACCCUUGGCCUCCAUUCUACCAAGGCUGCAUGAGGAAUCUGAUGGUGAACCGGGCCUUUGUCACCUUGCCGCGCUCUGCGGGUGUCCAGGGCGCGGUGGGGGCCAGUGGCUGCCCGGCCACAUAGGAGGACCUUCAGGGCGCCUGCUGUCCUAACAGCUUGCUGACACCACCACCCUCCGCCAGUCUCCUAGAUGAAGUUUGUAUAAACUUACCUAGACUUGAGUCUACAGGAAAUGGUUUAAGUUAUGUCUGACUUUUUAAAUGAAACUUUAAAAUACAAUAAAAUGGGUUUUUUUGUAUCAUUU